This is a messenger RNA of Cydia pomonella (codling moth), 5444 nucleotides long. Its product is annotated as leucine-zipper-like transcriptional regulator 1. Gene Ontology annotation, cellular component: Golgi apparatus. The record is from RefSeq and is a predicted model, not a curated record. Gene Ontology annotation, molecular function: protein binding. The transcript is spliced from 15 exons. The coding region runs from base 282 to 3275 and encodes 997 amino acids. NCBI's taxonomy places the organism in Eukaryota, Metazoa, Arthropoda, Insecta, Lepidoptera, Tortricidae.
CUCCGUUUACUAAAAACCUGAACAGGCAUUUAUUAUGUGGUUUGGUUAAGAUAUGUGAAACAAUUAGUAAAUUGCGGAUGCAUGUAUUUAGCGACCUAUUUCCGCGUCCCGUUUAUUUUAGGAGUUGUUCCUGUUUUACCGGAAUAGAUAUUUAAGAAAGUGGGUUUCUAGCUUCGCCGUCUAGUGUGGACACCGCGGCCCCUCUAUAAUAAGUGGUACAUCAUUUAAUUAGAGAGUGAAGUGAAAUAAAAAUUGUGUUUGUUGAAGGAAAGGCCGCCUGAAUGCAGAGCAGGGAGAAGAUGAUCACAGAGCAGCUGCGGAAUCCGAAUGAGCUGGACAUCAGCCUUCGGAUGGAGUUUGGUCCAUUUGAAACUGUGCACAAAUGGAAGAAGUUGUCCGAGUGCUAUGAAUUUGUUGGAGCCAAACGGAGCAAGCACACGGCGGUGGCCUACAAAGACGCGAUAUACGUGUUCGGCGGCGACAAUGGCAAGUUCAUGCUCAAUGACCUGGUCAGGUUCGACAUCUGGGAGAUGUCCUGGACCAAAGUAGGCUUCCAGGGCACCCCUCCGGCUCCAAGAUAUCACCACUCUGCUGUUGUGCACCGCUCGUCCAUGUUCGUGUUCGGCGGCUACACGGGCGACAUCCUCGCCAACUCGAACCUCACCAACAAGAACGACCUCUUCGAGUUCAAGUUUUCUAGCGCGCAGUGGGUGCAAUGGAAGUUCCAGGGACAGGAGCCAGUGCCGCGAUCAGCUCAUGGCGCAGCAGUUUAUGACGACAAGCUUUGGAUCUUCGCCGGCUACGACGGUAAUGCGCGGCUCAACGACAUGUGGACCAUCAACUUAGUGGGUGACAAUCACCAAUGGGAGCGCGUGGAACAGAAAGGGCAAUGCCCGCCCACGUGCUGCAACUUCCCCGUGGCGGUGGCGCGGGGCAAGAUGUUCGUGUUCAGCGGCCAGAGCGGCGCCAAGAUCACCAACGCGCUCUUCCAGUUCGACUUCGAGACGCACACUUGGAGCCGCGUGUGCACGGAGCACCUGCUCCGCUGCGCGGGCCCCGCGCCGGCGCGCCGCUACGGACACGUCAUGGUGUCGCACGGACGGCACCUUUACGUGUUCGGAGGGGCUGCUGACAGCACUCUGCCCAGUGACUUGCACAGCUUCGACCUUGACACGCAGAUGUGGUCUGUGGUGCACCCGGCGCACGACUCCCAAGUCCCGGUCGGCCGCCUGUUCCACGCCGGCGCCGUGGUCGGCGACGCGCUCUACGUGUUCGGCGGCACCGUCGACAACAACGUGCGCAGCGGCGAGCUCUUCUGCUUCCAGCUGUCCGACUACCCGCGCUGCACGCUCCACGACGACUUCGGCCGCAUCCUGAAGUCCCAGCAGUUCUGCGACGUGGUGGUCCUGGUGGGAGUUGAUGAGAGCUGUGUGUUAGCCCACCAAGCCCUGCUAGCUGCACGGUCCACUUACCUACGUGCCAGGAUACAGGAAGCGCGCGAAGAACUAGCCCGACGUAUAGACGAGGGCCUCGAAAAGCCCCUAGAAGUAUAUGACUACAAGGCGAAGCCCCGUCUCACUCUAAAAUUACCAGAAGCCACUCCAGAAGCGUUCGACAUGGUGCUUAACUUCAUAUACACGGACCGGAUCGAUCCGAGCGAGAAGUAUGAGGACCCCGAAAAGCCCUCCACCAUCCUCCAAGUAAUGGAAGUCCUCCGCCUAGCGCUACGCCUGAACAUUCCUCGCCUUCGCGGGCUCUGCGCUCGCUUCCUAAAGGCCAACCUUUGCUACAGCAACGUGUUACCAGCUCUCCACUCCGCACACCACGCUCAGUUGCAUUCUGUUAAGGAGUACUGUCUCAGAUUUUUAGUAAAGGAUUACAACUUUACGCAAAUAGUGAUGUCGCCAGAAUUCGAAACAAUGGAAAAGAGUCUGAUGGUGGAAAUGAUCCGUCGUCGGCACCGACCACAGGCCAAACCACCAGCGCCGCAGGAAAGCGACGAAGAUAUUAUAGGAACAACGCUCGAGCAAGACAUGUGCGUGUUCGUGGGCGGCGCGGGCGCGGGGCUGAGCGACGUGCGGCUGCGCGUGGGCGCCGCGUGGCGGCCCGCGCACCGCUCCAUCCUGGCCGCGCGCGCCGCCUACUUCGAGGCCAUGUUCCGCUCCUUCUGCCCCAGCGACAACACCGUCAACGUGAGUGUACACACAGACACGGCGUGUUCGUGGCGGCCCGCGCACCGCUCCAUCCUGGCCGCGCGCGCCGCCUACUUCGAGGCCAUGUUCCGCUCCUUCUGCCCCAGCGACAACACCGUCAACGUGAGUGUACACACAGACACGGCGUGUUCGUGGCGGCCCGCGCACCGCUCCAUCCUGGCCGCGCGCGCCGCCUACUUCGAGGCCAUGUUCCGCUCCUUCUGCCCCAGCGACAACACCGUCAACGUGAGUGUACACACAGACACGGCGUGUUCGUGGCGGCCCGCGCACCGCUCCAUCCUGGCCGCGCGCGCCGCCUACUUCGAGGCCAUGUUCCGCUCCUUCUGCCCCAGCGACAACACCGUCAACGUGAGUGUACACACAGACACGGCGUGUUCGUGGCGGCCCGCGCACCGCUCCAUCCUGGCCGCGCGCGCCGCCUACUUCGAGGCCAUGUUCCGCUCCUUCUGCCCCAGCGACAACACCGUCAACGUGAGUGUACACACAGACACGGCGUGUUCGUGGCGGCCCGCGCACCGCUCCAUCCUGGCCGCGCGCGCCGCCUACUUCGAGGCCAUGUUCCGCUCCUUCUGCCCCAGCGACAACACCGUCAACAUUCAAAUAUGCGACACGGUGCCCUCAGAGGAAGCGUUCGACUCGCUGCUGCGCUACAUUUACUACGGAGACACCAACAUGCCUACUGAAGACUCGCUCUACUUGUUCCAAGCACCGAUUUAUUACGGGUUUACUAACAACCGUCUCCAAGUAUUCUGCAAGCACAAUCUACAGAGCAACGUCACCCCGGACAACGUAUUAGCGAUAUUACAAGCGGCGGACCGAAUGCGCGCCGCCGACAUCAAGGAAUACGCGCUCAAGAUGAUCGUGCACAACUUCUACCAGCUGGCCCACCAGGAGUCCAUCAAGAGCCUCCCGCAGCCGCUGCUGGUGGACAUCGUGGUGGCGCUGGCGUCGGCGCGGCGCGCGGACUCGCCGCUGCCGCCGCGCGCGCUGCCCGCCUCCGCCUCCGCCGACACGCUGCCCGACGACGAGCACCGGCGCAGGGACCACCCCGGCUACUGGUAGUGACCGUGACCCUGCACUGACCACACCCAUAGGCUCGACUUGUCGACACGGCCGCGCUCGCUUCCCAAGUCGUCGACACGUUGGCCGGCGACGACCGUCGCAGGAAACCAAACCGUUCCAAAUAUUUAUGGUUGUCGAUAGUCCUAAGAAACCAGACCAUCCCAACUAUGUAUGGUUGUUGAUCAUCGUAAGAAACCAGACCAGACCUGCUUACCAUCAGGCGGGCCGUAUGCUUUUUUGCCACCGUCGUAGGAUUUAUAAAAUCCAACUAUGCAUGGUUAUUGAUCAUCAUAGGAAACCAGAUCAUCCCAACUAUGUAUGGUUGACAAUCAUCAUAAGAAACCAGACCAUCGCAACUAUGUAUGGUUGACGAUCAUCGUAAGAAACCAGACCAUCCCAACUAUGUUUGGUUAUCGAUUAUCGUAAGAAACCAGACCAUCCUAACUAUGGGUAGCUAGACCGAAUGAAACAUUUGUCGUUGCUGUAUUUGUAAAUUCCGAUAAACGUGGCCAGACUAUAAAUUUUGAUAAUUUCACGAAAUGCCAUUUUAGAAUUCUUGAUAUGGUUAGGUGAGGUUUGACUUCUCAAUGAUGGGGCCAACUGAUCAUUUCAUGAAAUGAUAGCAACAAGAUCAGGCCAUAUAUGGAUUUUUGAACCAAAGUCAUACCAAAACUAUUACUGGUUUUAUUUCCUGAAAAAUUGACGGAUCACAUAGCGGAAUGUGCAAGCACGAUACAAAUAUCUAUUAGAAUCUUAGAAUAGAAUAGAAAAAUAUUUAUUGCUAAAACCCUCUACAUAAAACAUUAAAUAAAUAAUUGAAGCUUAUAAAAUCUCUUAGGUUUGUACAUGAAUAAUAUCCACAGCCGCGCUCGCUUCCCUCGUCGUCCGCCGUCGCCGCCACGUUAGUGAUGGUACAAGAAUAGUUUGGAUUUCUAAUAGUUACAUAGUCAAUUAUUAGAUUACAAUUAUAGGUAAGUUAUUGACACAAUUGAUUUGUAUAUAAAAAAAGAACAUAUUAUAUUCAGAGUGAAAAGAAAGAUAUGUUAUGUUAUAAAGAUUAAUUAUGUAAAUUUACUAGGUACACAUAUAGAUAGGCAAUUUAUUUGUUAGCUAAGACUGCAUUUAUUAUAUUAUUAAUGCUUAUGGAAGAUAUGUUUUAAAUUUUACUGAUACUACAUAAUGUUUUAGCAAAUUAUAUACAGGACGUUAAAACGUUAUUUAUUUUACAAAGCGGCAGGGUUUUUGUUUAACCCCUCGUGCUAAUAGUGACUACGCCUUUACGCGCGGGUAUGGCUUUUUUUAAUGGCAGCACACUUAUUGUUUAAGAAAAUACAAGACGCAUGUUAACAGCACUAAUGAGGCAACAUAUUUUUAAAAGAGGUAUAUAAUGCCACGAUCUCUCUUUGAUACCUGUUUAUAGUACAUUACGAUACAAGUGCGAAAAAUAGGAAAGUCGAAACAAGUGGAGAUAUAAUAAAACACGACCGAAGGGAGUGUUCUAAAUCGACACGAGUUGCGUAAUAUGUUAAUUUUCGCACUAGUGCGGUAAAUUAGCACCAUAUGUACUGUAAAAUAUUAUAUUACGAAUGUUAUUUCUCUAUUCCUUGUGUUUGUAAGGAUGUAGUGGUAUAUAGAUACAUGCGUCAAGUCACUAUACUAUAAAAUUCCAUUUCGGAAAAAACUAAACUGACUGAUUUUGAUGUUGAUCGCUUCAGCAUAAUAUAUUCUAGGUUUAUAGGUUUCGGUUUUUUGGAAAAAUACAAUUUAUAUAUAUGAAUAACUUAUUAAAGUUUUGGCUCAUAUACCUUAUAAACAUGUUUACUGAUUCAUUUCUUAUUCGAGAUAAUGACAAAGGCUAGGUAACGUCCAAAUUGAUUAUAAUUGUAUCACAACAGGAAUUUAAAUAUCUUUCGAGAAGCAUAUUAGUAUGCACUUUAUUUACAUUUUUUAUGAGAAUUUGUGAGUGAGAUUUACUAAUCUAGUCAUUUUAAUGUGUAUUGAAGACACCAUAUUACUACAUCUAGCAUGACAUUGUUGUUAAGUAAUAACUAGUAAUAAGUGACAAAAAUAUAUCUUAAAACAAAUGAAAUAACUUGUUUAUUUUUUAAGUUAUAUUUAAUUAAAUCACAUUGUUCUCAACAAAAUUAUCUAAUAAAUUAAUCCAUUUGA